Molecule: messenger RNA, 2142 nt
Organism: Neurospora tetraspora
Lineage: Eukaryota; Fungi; Ascomycota; Sordariomycetes; Sordariales; Sordariaceae
Product: Bromodomain-containing protein
Exons: 5
Coding region: 1-2142 (713 amino acids)
Biological process (GO): transcription elongation by RNA polymerase II; chromatin remodeling
Cellular component (GO): RSC-type complex
Molecular function (GO): protein binding; chromatin binding
Source: RefSeq, a predicted model, not a curated record
AUGGACAAUAAGCGGAAAGCCAGCAUCUCCAACGGAGCCAACAUUCAGGAUGGCGACGACCGCGCUGCGAAGCGCACCAAGAAGGAACCAGGCCCCUACACGGAUUACGAUCUCAACAUCGAAGAGACCCAUGAGUCCACUACCGCAUAUGGCCUGCACUUCCUCGAGAUGAUUCGUAGGACCAAAGACAAGAGUGGACGGACUGUCGCCAACUGUUUCGAAGACCUUAUCCCCCGCGAAGGCAACGAAGACUACUACAGGCGCAUCAAGCUGCCCAUAUCUCUCAAAACAAUCGAGCGCAAACUGCACAACCAGGACUUUGCGAACAUGUCGGAGCUGGAGGGUUAUUUCAAACGUAUGGUUAUGAACGCGAAAGAAUACUACAACAAAGGCUCCGACAUCUUUGAGGACGCUGAACGCGUCAGAAAAGCGCUUAGCAACUAUAUGACCAAGACGAAUCCCGCCUACAAGCGAGAAACCGGCUACAGCUGCACCGCAGCGCCGAUUCCUGGAGAGGAGGACGAUGACGAGAGCAAGAACGCCAGUCAGAACGGUACCAAGAAGAACUCUUCAAACGGCUCGACGAACGGCUCUGUCAAGUCUGUGCGGAAACGCGAAUCUCCCUCAGUACAGGAUACCCAGGGCGAGGAUGAUGUUGAAGGCGAAGAUGACGACCACGAUGACGACCACGACGAGAGCGGUGACGAAGACAACGAGAACCCAAGAAGGAUUGUUAUCAAGAGGCGCGAGAGUGGCAGACCAACGGCUAGGAGUACAGCCUCGCCAGUACCUACGUCAAAGCCUGGUAGAGGCGGCAGGAAGAAGGCAGACCAUGAGUACGAGAAUGUACCCUACAAAGGCCUCAACUUCCAGCAAGCACAAGAGAAGAUUGUGGAGGAACUUAUUCGCAAACCGGAUGGAUCUGACCCUUACUUCCUUGACUUUAUCAACCUUCCUCCAAGGAGCUUCAAGGACUACUUUGCUGUCAUCACUGAGCCCCUCUCCCUCAAAGGCCUGCAGAAGCUCGUUAAAGGUAUCUACGGUCGCGCCAGUCCGACAGGUGUGAGCGAGUUCAAGAGUUGGGCUGCAUUCGAGGAGAAGGCCAGCCUUCUCUGGAACAAUGCCCACUAUUACAACGAGGAGGGGAGCGUUAUUUACGACCUUGCGACAGAACUGAAGAACUGCUUUGAGAAAGAGUUGGAUCAGGCCAAGGCAUUCGUUCAAGAACCGCCACAGCCCCCCAAGAUCAAACUAAAGGUCGCUCCCGGCUCGGAGACCCCAAGUGUGAGCGGUCCAAAGAAGAUCACCAUUCACGUGGGCGGUUCUCGUGGUAGCGCUGCCGCCUCGCCAGCGCCUCCAACUGGCCAAUCCAUCGAUUCCAAUCAUAGCCAUGGUGCCGUCAAUGGCAAUAGAGUUGUCCCGUCUGCAGUCCCCGCUAUAUCUCAAGAUAAAGCCAGGAGUCUAUCUGUCUCUGCGGCACCAAGCCCUGCCGUCACCCAGGCUAAGCUCGAAGGGGGUGUCCAACAAUCACCUGUGCCUUUACCACCCCGAGCGGGUGUGAAUGGGGCCGCUGUGGUACCUGGAACCGCAACGCCGGGACUGAAUUCGCAACAGCCAGGUUCUGCAGCGCUUCAGAACGGCCAUGUGCCCAUUGUAGCGCCGCCUCCGCCUCCGCCUAUAUGGGAUAAGACAUACCGUGCUCCUGGUCGAGGUCUUGCCGAUGCCCUUAUCCACAGCAUCCUCAUUCGUACCCAUCCAAGCAUUCCCCUUGAGAGGCGGUUUAGGCUUGAAGUUCCGGCCCAUCCAAAACUGGCCCAACAAAACCUGACAGUUCAUCUGCCGACUAAUCACAGCAGACUGCAACUUAUUCCACGACUGUCUCCUAUUCUGGAGCAGCAACAACGGCAAUAUCGCCUUUUCAUCACCAUUAAUGGUUCGAUGGUGGGAAGGGCGACUCCUCUACCGAUUUCUGACGACCCGCUGCCCGUGAAUGCGAUAGUAUUUGACCUUCCGUUGCAGCCGGGUACGACAGUAAUCAGUGUCACGAUGAUUGCAGCCCUUCCAAAAGGCCAGAAGCUCCCCAGCGGCGCUGAGUGUGAGCUGGAGAGGAUUUCUAUCAAUGCCUUUUUACCUAGGGUGUAA